Molecule: messenger RNA, 3469 nt
Organism: Anopheles funestus (African malaria mosquito)
Lineage: Eukaryota; Metazoa; Arthropoda; Insecta; Diptera; Culicidae
Exons: 8
Coding region: 144-3422 (1092 amino acids)
Molecular function (GO): UDP-glycosyltransferase activity
Source: RefSeq, a predicted model, not a curated record
UUUCUCCCGUUUUUAUCCAACUCUAAUGAGUUAGAACGACGGCAUACAACUGGCGGUACGCAACGAUGAAUAAAACACCUGCAAAGAUCGUACCUGGGAGUAGUCGUACGCUGUUGUCUCCAUGGUGAUCACCACUUCCGGUGAUGCUCGUUAUAGUGGUACUGUUUUUAGUGCAAAGCUCACGGGAGCUUGUCAGCGGGGCAAAUAUACUCUGUCUUACACCCGUCCCUAGCCCUAGCCAUCACAUAUGGAAUCGUGUGUGGAUCGAAGCACUUGCUGCAAGAGGACACAAUCUGACGGUGGUUUCGGCGGACGUAGAGAAGACGGCAACACCAAACAUUACCUACAUUCACCUCGAGCAUGCCUACUCGGAUCUGCACGAUGAUCUCGAUCUAUUCCAAAUGGCAAACAAUGAUCCAUUGACGGGAAUAAAAGAUCUCUACACCUGGGGUACGGCCAUGUGCAAAGGAGUGUUACGUUCGAAGGGUCUUCAAGUGAUUCAAUCGUAUCCGGACAAUUUCCGGUUCGAUCUUGUCAUUGCGGAUAUUACCUGUGGACCGUGUCUGUUUCCGCUGAUACACAAGUUCCGCUAUCCUCCCCUGAUUGGUGUGACGGCGUACAAUAAUCCACAGUUUACGACGGAUUUCGUUGGUGGACACAAACAUUAUGCGUACGUACCGUUCUUCACCGUAAACUAUGAUUCGGACAUGAACUUUCUGCAGCGGUUUUACAACUGGGUGUUACACAAUGUCGAUCACAUCUAUCGCCAUCACAUCUUUCUUCCCCGGAUCGAAAAGAUGGUAAGGAAUCACUUCCACUACGAAGGUAUGAUUUCUUUGGACCGCAUGGAGCACAACACUUUUCUGCUGUUGGCAAACUUUCACUAUUCGGUCGAUUUUGCUGAAUCGCUUCCACCGAGCCAUAUUCCGGUCGGUGGAUUACAAGUACUCUCACCAAAACAACUACCGGACGAACUAGCCACGUUCGUAGCUGCAGGCCGGAAAGGCUCGGUGCUAUUCUCGCUCGGAACAAACGUGCGAAGCGCAGACUUGGGAGAAGAUCGCAUCCGAAUGUUUCUUGAAGUAUUCCGCCAACUGCCCGAGUAUAACUUUAUAUGGAAAUUUGAGGAAAUGCCACCAUUUGAAGUACCCACCAAUGUGAUGAUAAGAAAAUUUCUUCCACAAAACGAUAUACUAGCCCAUCCGAACAUUAAAGCGUUCAUUACACACGGUGGAAUGUUGAGUACUCACGAGGCAACAUGGCACGGUGUGCCCAUGGUUGGAAUACCCUUCAUUUGUGAUCAGUAUCGGAACUUACACAAAUCAGUAACAGCAGGUGUUGCACUUCGGCUCGAGCAUAAUUCCCUUUCGAAGGACACCAUUCAAGCUGCACUCCGGCAGAUACUGACCAAUUCCAGCUAUCGAGAUCGUAUGAAGCACCGGUCGGCAUUGCUUCGCGAUCAACCGGAACAUCCACUCGAUCGUGCCGUAUGGUGGAUGGAAUGGGCCCUACGUCAUCCAAAUGUGGAAGCCAUUCAAUCGCCUACGAAACAAAUGUCAGUCUGGCAGUACGAGCUGUACGAUGUGAAGCUCACACUGAUACUACUGAUUGCACUAGCCGUGUAUUACACUAAACGACUAUUAGCACGAUUUAGUACACGCUCCAAACGGAACGAUCGUACCAGCAAGAAAAGCGACUACGCGCUAGGUUGCGAUCUUCUUCCAACGAUCUUGAAUUCGCCAGCUGGAAAUAAUUACAGACAGCAAGGUCAAAAAGCAUACGGCAUUAUUCUCUCACGCACGCCAUGUGAUCAAGCACUCUCAAACGCUUGUUCCACAGUACCCAAGAUAACAGCGAUGCGUUCGUACGUGUCGCUUCUCGCGCUAUUAUCUCUGUCCGCUUGCUGGCUCGGGGUCGUACAGGGUGCAAACAUACUUUGCAUCAUGACUGUCCCCAGCCCUAGCCAUCACAUCUGGAAUCGUGUCAUCAUGGAGGGCCUAGUAGAUCGGGGACACAAUUUAACCGUCGUGUCACAGGAUGGAGAUAAAUCGCGAACCAACCUUACGUACAUUCUGCUUGAGAAAGUGUACUCCACGCUGUACGAAGAUGAAGGAAUAGAUCUGCUGGAAGUGUCGAAAGAAACACCGUUCCAGUCGCUGUUUACCUUUAAAGAGUUUUAUCUGAGUAUGUGCCGCGGUGCAUUGAAAUCCGAUGGGUUAAAUGUGAUCCUUAACUAUCCGGACAGUUUCCGGUUCGAUUUGGUACUGUAUGAUUUCGGUUGUGGACCGUGUCUAUUGCCAUUGUUGCACAAAUUUAACUACCCACCGCUAGUCAGCUUGACCCCGUUCAGUAAUCCACCCUACUCGGUGGACAUCGUGGGAGGACACAAACAUUACGCUUAUACGCCACAUUAUGCGCUACCCUAUGGUUUUGAUAUGUCCUUUACUGAGCGGGUGUACAACACGUACCUCUGUCUGUGGGAUGCUGGCUUGCGAAUGUUUGACAUCAUGCCAAAGCUGGACGCGAUGGUAAGGAAACAUUUCGCGUUUGAAAACAUGCCCUACCUGCAGGACAUCGAACGGCGCACGGUACUGAUGUUGGUAAACACUAACCCAACGUUCGAUGCACCCGAACCCUUACCUCCGAACGUAAUACCGGUCGGUGGUGCCCACAUCAAGGCGCCAGAACCACUGCCAAACGAUCUUGAGCAGUUUGUGGCAAAGGCCAAAAAAGGGAUCGUUUUGUUUUCGCUCGGUUCCAACAUACGCUCCGAUACGAUCGGCGAGGAGCGGCAGCGAAUGUUUAUCGAGGCAUUCCGCCAAAUGCCGGACUACCAUUUCCUGUGGAAAUUUGAAUCACAACUCAACAUUCCACUGCCACCGAAUGUGAUCAUUCGGCCGUGGCUUCCACAGAACAGCAUUUUAAACCAUCCCAGAACGAAAGGAUUCAUCACACAUUCGGGUGGAUUAAGCACUCAGGAAGCUUCUUGGUUUGGUGUGCCACUGAUUGGAAUGCCAUUUUUCGUCGAUCAACAUCGCAAUCUUAAACGAUCUUUGAUCAGUGGUGUGGCGGAAAAGCUAGAUUUCGGUUCGCUGUCCACCGAAAAGAUACGAACCACCGUUACGAAGGUGUUGGAAACUCCGUCCUAUCGUGAAAAUAUGCAACGCCGUGCAAUGUACUUUCGCGAUCAGCCAGAUGCACCGCUUGAUCGUGCGAUAUGGUGGAUCGAAUACGCCAUAAGGCAUCCAACCGUACAGCAUCUUCGUUCGCCAACGCUUAAGCUCGGUACGCUGAAAGCCAAUCUUCUGGACGUGUACUUGUUCUUUGUUGCCGUAAUAAUAUUUGUUGUGUCGUUUUCCAUGUUCACGAUCAGACGUACAUUAUGUCGCCGUAAAAGACAGAUAAAGAAGAAGCGGCAGUGAAAUGUAUAUACGAUCAAUUCAAAAUAAAAUCGUUAUCCAAAAAUGGU